Molecule: messenger RNA, 753 nt
Organism: Otolemur garnettii (small-eared galago)
Lineage: Eukaryota; Metazoa; Chordata; Mammalia; Primates; Galagidae
Gene: DNAL1
Product: dynein axonemal light chain 1
Exons: 10
Coding region: 1-741 (246 amino acids)
Cellular component (GO): cytoplasm
Molecular function (GO): protein kinase binding
Source: RefSeq, a predicted model, not a curated record
AUGGCAGCGGCGGCGAGCGCCGAGGAGUGCGCACGCGCACUGACCCCGGCGGGCCCUAGCAACCAGAGCAGUGACAGUAGCAACCGCCGGAAUGGUGAGUACCCUUCGGGCCUUGUAGCCAAUGCGGAGAAGAGAUUGGGAGUGGAAAAGGGUGACCAUAGCGUGCUGAGGGCAAAAGCAACAACAAUCAAAGAAGCCCUAGCCAGAUGGGAAGAGAAAACUGGUCAAAAACCGUCUGAUGCCAAAGAGAUAAAACUUUAUGCCCAGAUUCCCCCUAUAGAGAAGAUGGAUGCAUCAUUGUCCAUGCUUGCUAAUUGCGAGAAGCUGUCCCUGUCUACAAACUGCAUUGAAAAAAUUGCCAACCUGAAUGGCUUAAGUAAUCUCACUAUGUUGCCCUUGGGACGAAACCUGCUCAAGAAUAUAUAUGGUAUAGAAGCAGUAGGGGACACAUUAGAAGAACUGUGGAUCUCUUACAAUUUUAUUGAGAAGUUGAAAGGGAUCCAUGUAAUGAAGAAAUUGAAGAUUCUUUACAUGUCUAAUAACCUGGUAAAAGACUGGGCUGAAUUUGUAAAGCUGGCAGAACUGCCAUGCCUGGAAGACCUGGUAUUUGUAGGCAAUCCCUUGGAAGAGAAACAUUCUGCUGAGAACAACUGGAUUGACGAGGCAACUAAGAGAGUACCCAAACUGAAAAAGUUGGAUGGUACUCCAGUAAUUAAAGAGGAUGAGGAAGAAGAUAACUAACUCCACAUUUUC